Phyllostomus hastatus (greater spear-nosed bat) is the source of this 2378-nucleotide messenger RNA. It is a transcript of the gene SLC68A1, whose product is annotated as major facilitator superfamily domain containing 13A. The coding region runs from base 264 to 1817 and encodes 517 amino acids. NCBI's taxonomy places the organism in Eukaryota, Metazoa, Chordata, Mammalia, Chiroptera, Phyllostomidae. The transcript has 10 exons. The record is from RefSeq and is a predicted model, not a curated record.
AGGGGUUGAACGCGGCGAGGUUCAGGGGCAGGAGCGGCCGGACUGGGGGCCAAUCCGACCCGGAGGACAGACCGAGGGGGACGGGAAUGCAGUCCUCUCUGGAAGUCCCGGGGGCUGUCUGCGGGGAUGCCCGAGGUCUCUCUCCAUCGACCACACAUAGGACCCUGAUUCGGGAGGCCCAGUGGCAGGGACAAGGAUGGCCAGGCUGUUCGUGGUCACGAGCGCUUCUCUGCUCCUCCUAGGCUGAGGCUGGGCUGGCAGCCAUGGGGCUGGGUGGACCCCAGGCCUGGCUGUUGCGCUUGCCCACAGCCAUUGUCUAUGGCUCCCUGGCCCUCUUCAUCUCUGUUCUGCACAACGUGUUUCUGCUUUACUAUGUGGACACCUUUGUCUCGGUGUACAAGAUCAGCAAAGCUUCCUUCUGGGUCGGAGAGACGGUGUUUCUCCUGUGGAACAGCCUCAACGACCCCCUCUUCGGCUGGCUGAGUGACCGCCAGUUCCUCGGCUCCCAGCCCCGGUCGGGCAGUGGGCUCUCCUCCAGGGCCGUGGUGCUUGCACGGGUGCGGGCACUCGGCCGGCAUGGGCCGCUGCUGGCGCUGUCGUUCCUGGCGUUCUGGGUGCCCUGGGCCCCUGCCGGCCUGCAGUUCCUGUUGUGCCUGUGCCUCUACGACGGCUUCCUGACGCUCGUGGACCUGCACCACCACGCCUUGCUGGCGGACCUGGCCCUCUCAGCCCACGACCGCACCCACCUCAACUUCUACUGCUCCCUCUUCAGUGCGGCCGGCUCCCUCUCUGUCUUCGCCUCCUACGCCUUCUGGAACAAGGAGGACUUCUCUUCCUUCCGUGCCUUCUGCGUGGCGCUGGCCGCUGGCUCUGGGCUAGGCUUUGUGGGCGCCACACGGCUGCUGCAGCGGCGGGUUGAGGCGGCUGGUAGGGAGCCGGGGUGUCCAGACCUGGCUGUGGAUAGCGGCCUGUGUGGAGAGGAGCUGCUUGUGGGCGGCGAGGAGGUGGGCAGCAUCACCUUGGGCCAGUACCUCCGGCAGCUGGCACGUCACCGGAACUUCCUGUGGUUCGUGGGCAUGGACCUGGUGCAGGUCUUCCACUGCCACUUCAACAGCAACUUCUUCCCCCUCUUCCUGGAGCAGCUGCUAUCCGACCGCAUCUCCCUCUCCACCGGCUCCUUCCUCCUGGGCGUCUCCUACGUCGCCCCCCAUCUCAACAACCUCUACUUCCUGCCCCUGUGCCGGCGCUGGGGCGUCUACACCGUGGUGCGGGGGCUCUUCCUGCUCAAGCUGGGCCUGAGCCUGCUCAUGCUUCUGGCCGGCCCCGACCGCCCCGGCCUGCUCUGCCUCUUCAUCGCCAGCAACCGUGUCUUCACCGAGGGCACCUGUAAGCUGCUGACCUUGGUGGUCACCGACCUGGUGGAUGAGGACCUGGUGCUGAACCACCGCAAGCAGGCGGCCUCGGCGCUCCUCUUCGGCAUGGUGGCCCUGGUGACCAAGCCAGGCCAAACCUUCGCCCCGCUGCUGGGCACCUGGCUGCUGUGCUUCUACACAGGUCACGAUCUCUUCCAGCAGCCCUCACUGAUCCCUGUCGGGAGUGCCCAGCCCUGGCCAGAGCCCCCAGCCCCGCCCCCCGCUCAGGCCCCAACGCUCCGCCAGGGCUGCUUCUACCUGCUGGUGCUGGUGCCCAUCACCUGUGCUUUGCUGCAGCUGUUCACCUGGUCCAAGUUCACGCUGCACGGGAGACACCUGCACAUGGUCAAAGCCCAGCGCCAGAACCUGUCACAAGCCCAGACCCUGGACAUUAAGACAGUGUGAGAGGUGCAGCAAGGCCACCCUGAGGAGGACACUUCCCAUAGCUCUGGGCAGGAGCCACUUUUGCCAGCCCGGUGUCCUGCUCCCCUGCCUUCCUUGGUGCAGCUUGGAGGCCAGAUGGCAGAAUGGGCUCCCCUGGGUCUGAGCCAGGGGUGUCACUGGGUCUGAGACCCUGCUUGGCUGCCUGGCCCAGCUUGGGCAAGGGCUGAGCCAAAUUUGCUCAGGGACCUGCUCCCCGCUAUGGGGCAAGAGUAAGAAAAGGACCGAGAAGGGAUGGGAUGCCCUGUGGUCACAUGGGGCUGCCACAGGGCGGCCUAUCCCACUACCUGGCUGGGGCUGGCACUGCCUGUAGGCUCAGGAACCACUUUCGAUACCACACAACUGCCCCCUUCCAUCCGGUCGUGGGAAGCUGACUGCAAACCCCACCAGCCCCGUCCCUCCACCCUUCCAGUGGGUCCUCUGCUUCAGCGGUGCCUGAAGGAGCAUGCCCCCACUGCUGGAGGGCUCCCCUGCCCCACCCGGCCCCUGAAGAGAUUCAGUUCAUCAGACUAUUAAAGUCGUUCU